Molecule: messenger RNA, 3728 nt
Organism: Lathyrus oleraceus (garden pea)
Lineage: Eukaryota; Viridiplantae; Streptophyta; Magnoliopsida; Fabales; Fabaceae
Exons: 24
Coding region: 318-3347 (1009 amino acids)
Biological process (GO): protein import into nucleus
Cellular component (GO): cytosol; nuclear envelope
Molecular function (GO): small GTPase binding
Source: RefSeq, a predicted model, not a curated record
AUCAAAGAGGUUUAUGGUGGCAGUACUCCCUGGUUUGAAUCUGAAACCCCCAAAAGAUCCUCCCAAUUAGCCUAUACACCCCCAUUUUGUAACCUGCUAAAUGUGUAAUGCUUCCACCAAUACUUCAAUCUCAAACACUCUUAAAAGUUUCACACCAAAACACACACUCUUUUUUCUUCUUCUAUCUUUCUUCCAUUUCAAAGUAACUAUAAUAAUAUAAAUAAAUAAAUCCCUCUCACACCGUGACACCGAACACUGAUUCCACUCAAACGCACACAAAACCGCAAACAAACAGUUCUCUACGACGUCGUUUACUCAUGGCGCUUUCCGCCUCCGACGUGCCGGCGAUGUACUCGCUCCUCGCCAAUUCCAUGAGCGCCGAUCACCGCCUCCGUGCCCCCGCGGAGGAAGCCCUUGCGCAAUCGGAGUCUAGGCCUGGCUUCUGCUCAUGCCUCCUGGAACUGAUUACUGCCAAUGAUUUAGCGUCACAAGUUGAUGUGCGCUUAAUGGCUACUGUCUAUUUUAAAAACAGUAUUAACCGCUACUGGCGCCAGCGCCGGGAUUCUUCGGGAAUUAGCAAUGAGGAGAAAAUGCAUUUGAGGCAGAAGUUGUUGAUGCAUUUGAGAGAAGAGAGUGAUCAGAUAGCUCUAAUGUUGGCAGUGCUAAUAUCCAAGAUUGCUCGCAUUGAUUAUCCCAAAGAAUGGCCAGACAUCUUUUUGAUUUUAUCACAACAACUUCAAUCAGCAGAUGUUCUUGCCUCCCACCGUAUCUUUAUGAUUCUAUUUAGGACCUUAAAGGAGUUGUCUACGAAACGGCUCACCGCAGACCAGCGCAACUUUGCAGAGAUAUCGUCCCAAUUCUUUGAUUAUAGCUGGCGCCUCUGGCAAAGUGAUGUGCAGACACUACUGCAUGGUUUUUCUGCUCUUUCUCAAAACUAUAAUUCCAAUGCUGAUGAUCAGCAUCGCGAACUUCAUCUUACAUGUGAAAGAUGGUUGUUAUGCUCAAAGAUCAUACGACAAUUAAUUAUUUCAGGAUUUCAAAGUGAUUCCAAGUGUUUUCAGGAGGUUCGGCCAGUCAAGGAAGUCUCACCUGUUCUCUUAAGUGCCAUUCAAUCAUUUCUUCCAUUUUAUUCGUCUUUUCAAAAGCAGUAUCCUAAAUUUUGGGACUUUCUAAAGAGGGCAUGUACCAAAUUGAUGAAAAUUUUAGUUGCCAUUCAAGGAAGGCAUCCUUACUCCUUUGGGGAUAAAUUUGUGCUUUCAUCAGUCAUGGACUUCUGUUUGAAUAGAAUAACAGAUCCCGAGCCAAAUCUAUUGUCGUUUGAACAAUUUCUUAUUCAAUGUAUGGUGAUGAUUAAGAAUAUUCUGGAAUGUAAGGAAUACAAGCCAUGUCUUACUGGUCGGGUGGUGGAUGAAAAAGGAGUUACAUUAGAGCAGAUGAAGAAAAAUAUUUCCAGUGCAGUUGGUGGUGUUGUAACCUCCCUUCUUCCCAAUGAUCGAAUAGUUCUUUUGUGUAAUGUACUGAUAACAAGGUAUUUUGUGCUGACUGCAAGUGAUUUGGAGGAGUGGUACCGUAACCCCGAGUCUUUUCAUCAUGAGCAGGAUAUGGUCCAGUGGACAGAAAAAUUGAGGCCUUGUGCUGAAGCUCUGUAUAUUGUAUUGUUUGAAAAUAAUAGCCAACUGCUAGCUCCUGUUGUGGUUUCUCUUCUUCAAGAGACUAUGAACAAUUGCCCGACUUCAGUGACAGAAAUUACUUCUGCAUUGCUUCUUAAAGAUGCUGCUUAUGGUGCUGCCGCCUAUGUUUAUUAUGAACUCUCAAACUAUCUUAGCUUUAAAGACUGGUUUAAUGGAGCUUUAUCGCACGAACUCUCUAAUGAUCAUCCAAACCUGCGCAUUAUUCAUCGUAAAGUUGCAGUAAUUUUGGGACAGUGGGUUUCUGAGAUUAAAGAUGAGACAAAAAGGCCUGUAUAUUGUGCUUUAAUCAGAUUGUUACAGGGUAAAGAUUUAUCUGUUCGGCUGGCAGCCUGUCGAUCCCUUUGCUUACAUGUUGAAGAUGCAAACUUUUCUGAGAGGGAGUUUGUUGAUCUUCUUCCUCUCUGUUGGGACUCAUGUUUUAAGUUGUUUGAGGAAGUUCAAGAAUUUGAUUCAAAGGUUCAGAUUUUGAAUUUGAUCUCUAUCCUUAUUGGACAUGUUAGUCAAGUUAUUCCAUUUGCAAACAAGUUGGUGCAGUUUUUUCAAAAGGUUUGGGAGGAAUCUGCUGGUGAAAGUUUGCUGCAGAUUCAGCUUCUGGUUGCUUUGAGAAACUUUGUGAUUGCACUUGGUUAUCAAUCACCCAUUUGCUACAAUAUUCUACUGCCACUUCUAGAGAAUGGAAUUGAUAUUAAUAGUCCAGAUGAACUCAAUCUUCUUGAAGAUAGCAUGCUGUUAUGGGAGGCCACACUUUCCCAAGCUCCAUCAUUGGUGCCUCAAUUGUUAUCAUACUUUUCACGCCUUGUGGGGAUUAUGGAAAGAAACUUUGACCAUUUGCAGGUUGCAGUGAACAUAAUUGAAGAUUACAUAAUUUUGGGUGGAAAUGACUUUUUAAGCAUGCAUGCAACAAAUAUUGCUAAAAUUCUUGAUUUAGUUGUUGGGAAUGUCAAUGACAAAGGCUUGCUUUCUAUUCUUCCAGUAGUUGAUAUCUUAAUUCAGUGUUUCCCCAUGGAAGUGCCGCCACUUAUUAGCAGUACAUUACAAAAAUUAAUUGUCAUAUGUUUGAGUGGUGGAGAUGACCGGGACCCUUCCAAAACAUCUGUUAAAGCAUCUUCUGCUGCCAUCCUCGCAAGAGUUUUGGUGAUGAAUACAAAUUCACUUGCCCAAUUAGCAUCAGAUCCAUCGACCUCUCAACUGCUUCAGACGGCAUCUAUCCCAGUUCAAGAAAAUAUACUUCUUUGUCUGGUUGACAUUUGGGUUGAUAAGGUAGAUAAUGUUUCUUCCAUCCAGAAGAAGACAAUUGGCUUAGCGCUCUCAAUAAUUCUGACAUUAAGGCUGCCUCAAGUUCUUGACAAACUCGAUCAAAUUUUGAGUGUUUGCACUAGUGUAAUUCUGGGCAGAAAUGAUGACUUGACAGAAGAAGAGUCCAGUGGUGACAUGAGCUCCAGUGCAUCUCCCGAUGAGGGCACUAUUCCUAGUAAAGAGUUCAGAAAAAGACAGAUCAAACUAUCAGACCAAAUAAAUCAGCUGUCACUUGAGGAUUCUGUGAGAGAUAAUCUACAAACAUGUGCUGCCAUUCAUGGAGAAUCUUUUAAUGCUACAAUGAGCAGUAUGCAUCCAUCUGCGUUUGCACAGUUGAAGCAGGCAUUAAAAAUGCCAUAACUGGGUGUGACUUUUAAUACUUGUGAUCUAGUGGUGCUAUGUGCAUGCUCUCGGUUCUUCUGUUUAUAGAUUCAUACUUCCUAUACGGGUGAUGUUGAAGCUUGUUAUUUGGGCUGAUGAUUUUUGAUACCAUCUAUUUAAAAUUGUAAGGUCAUGGUUUUUCCCCAUUCAUUUUCACUUGUCUUAGCCCCUUUGCAGCGUGGAACUUUGUAAAUAGGAUGUUGCUCCUUUAUUAUUUUUAUAUAAAAGAAGGUGCAGCAUUGAGUCCGGUGUUUAAUUUACUUUGUUGAGAAUGGCAGUAAAAUGUGAAAUGUUGUUUUGUAGAUGCUGUUUUUUUGGAUACAUUCGGAUGUGUAGUGAAAUUUUUACCGAUUCUUUGAA